Molecule: messenger RNA, 2299 nt
Organism: Arabidopsis lyrata subsp. lyrata
Lineage: Eukaryota; Viridiplantae; Streptophyta; Magnoliopsida; Brassicales; Brassicaceae
Product: myrosinase-binding protein 2
Exons: 5
Coding region: 176-2095 (639 amino acids)
Molecular function (GO): carbohydrate binding
Source: RefSeq, a predicted model, not a curated record
ACUCCUAUCAUUGUCACGAAGAAUAUAAAGACUGUAUCUAGGUGAGGUUUUCAAUUUCACAUUAUAUAAGAAAUUAUUACUAUACUCUAUUGCUAUCCACAAUCUCACAAUUUACUCUCAUUCCUCAUCGGACUCUCUUUACUCAGGUUUUCUCUAAAUUUAAAAGAUAGAAACAAUGUCGGAAAAGGUGGGAGCGAUGGGUGGUAACAAGGGAGGAGCAUUCGAUGAUGGUGUUUUUGAUGGUGUGAAGAAAGUAAUAGUUGGAAAAGACUUCAGCAAGGUAACUUAUAUCAAGAUCGAAUAUGAAAAGGACGGAAAAUUCGAAAUUCGUGAACACGGGACUAAUCGCGGAGAACUAAAAGAGUUUUCAGUGGAUUAUCCGAAUGAAUAUAUCACAGCCGUUGGUGGAAGCUACGAUACUGUUUUCGGUUAUGGAUCAGAAUUGAUCAAAUCAUUACUCUUCAAAACCUCUUAUGGAAGAACCUCUCCGAUACUUGGUCAUACGACAUUACUAGGGAAUCCAGCUGGGAAAGAAUUCAUGCUCGAGAGCAAAAAUGGAGGAAAGCUUCUUGGUUUCCAUGGACGUUCUGGUGAAGCUCUUGAUGCUAUUGGACCUCACUUCUUCGCUGUGAACUCUUCUCUUAAGCACUUUAAACUGCAAGGUGGGAAUGGAGGGAGUGCUUGGGACGAUGGCGCUUUCGAUGGUGUUAGAAAAGUGGUCGUUGGACGAAAUGGUAAGUUUGUGAGUUAUGUCCGGUUUGAGUAUGCGAAAGGCGAAAGAAUGGUACCACAUGCUCAUGGGAAGAGACAAGAAGCUCCACAAGAGUUUGUGGUGGAUUAUCCUAAUGAACAUAUUACAUCGGUCGAGGGAACAAUCGAUGGUUACCUUUCGUCUCUGAAGUUUAAGACAUCAAAAGGAAGAGUCUCCCCUGCUUUUGGGAAUGUGGUUGGUAAUAAAUUUGUGUUCGAAGAAACAGGUUUUAAACUUGUUGGGUUUUGUGGUCGGUCUGGUGAUGCUAUUGAUGCUCUUGGUGCACAUUUUGCCCCUCUUCCCGUUCCCGCUCCAGCUCCUGCUCCAGCUCCCGCUCCAGCUCCAGCUCCAGCUCCAGCUCCCGCUCCAGCUCCAGCUCCAGCUCCAGCUCCUCCCAACAAAGUGGAAGCUCAAGGAGGAAAUGGUGGGGAUACAUUCGACGAUGGUGCUUUCAAUCAUGUAAGAAAGGUUUAUGUUGGUCAAGGUGAUUCUGGUGUAGCUUAUGUCAAAUUCGAAUACGAAAAAGAUGGGAAAAGUGAGACACGAGAGCAUGGAAAAAUGACAGUGUUAGGAACAGAGGAGUUUGAAGUUGAUCCUGAUGAUUACAUCACAUCAGUUCAAGUUUCUGUCGACAAUGUCUUUGGUUUUAAGAGUGAAAUCGUCACUUCUCUUGUCUUCAAGACCUUUAAGGGUAAAACCUCACAGCCUUUUGGAAUGGUGACUGAGAAGAAAUUUGAACUUAACGAUAAGGGAGGAAAACUUGUUGGUUUCCAUGGGAAAGCUAGUGAUGUUCUUUAUGCUCUUGGCGCUUAUUUCGCUCCAUCGACAACUUCAACUACUCCAUCGGUGCCAACUUCGACUACUCCAUCUACUCCUUCUACUGCUAAGAAGCUACAAGCAAUAGGUGGUAAUGGAGGAGCUUCUUGGGAUGAUGGUGUUUUUGAUGGUGUUAGAAAGAUACUUGUAGGUCAAGGAAACGAUGGAGUAGCUUUUGUCACGUUUGAGUACAACAAAGGCUCUCAAGCUAUCAUCGGUGAUGGGCAUGGGAAACAAACAGCACUUGGAACUGAAACGUUUGAGCUUGAUUAUCCAAGUGAAUACAUCACUUCGGUGGAAGGUUACUAUGAUAAAAUCUUUGGAGUUGAAGCUGAAGUGGUGACGAGUCUAACGUUCAAGACUAACAAGAGAACGUCUCAGCCGUUUGGUUUGACUGCUGGUGAACAUUUCGAGCUGAAGGAGGAUGGUUACAAGAUCGUUGGGUUCCAUGGAAAAGCUGGUAAUGUGGUUCAUCAGAUCGGAGUCCAUGUCGUGCCCAUUUUCACCAAUUACAGAGUUACUAUUUAGGUUAUUUUCUCUGAUGAUACCGUAAAUAAGGUCCAUGGACCAUUCAUGCUUAUGGAUUUGGUGUGUGUGUGUGUUUCUUGGGCUUCUUAUCUUCUUCCCUGUUUUAGUGUCAAUACUUUAUGCGAUCAUGUGAUGAUGUUCUGCCUCCAUGGUAUUGGUACCCAGUCACUUGUCGAUUUUAAUAAAGGAUGUUUCUUUUCAAUC